Messenger RNA from Daphnia carinata, 1929 nucleotides. Its product is annotated as acetylcholinesterase-like. The record is from RefSeq and is a predicted model, not a curated record. Lineage: Eukaryota; Metazoa; Arthropoda; Branchiopoda; Diplostraca; Daphniidae. Bases 18 to 1808 code for a protein of 596 amino acids. The transcript has 14 exons.
UGUGCAAGCAGAAAGAUAUGAAACUCACGGUGUUGUGUGUGUUGGUAGCAGCCUACCUGGCUGCACCAUGUUCCUCGGAACCGUUCAUCAUGGAAUUGCCAGGAUAUGCAAAGGCCGUCAUGGGUGGUUAUGGAAACGCAAGCACGUCCUGGUACGAGCCUCGACGUCCGUUUUACUCCUUCCGUUAUUUCCAUUAUGCGGCGAAACCUACUUAUGAGACCCGAUUUCUGCCUCCGAUACCGUCAAACUACCCUUAUCCUGACGAUGAGAUUUACAACUCCAUCGACUUGCCACCAGGAUGUGCCCAGGGAAAUGAUAAUGCAUUAGAAGACUGUCUUAUACUUAGUGUGUACACCCCACAUUUUCCAGGGAACGCUUCUGAUCCUUCUACUACAUUUAACAAACUGCUGCCUGUCAUGGUUUGGAUACACGGCGGAACAUUCGUAACUGGUCAAAGCGCCCUUUACGAGCCAAACACUUUUAUGGCACAUGACGUCGUCGUUGUUGUAAUCCAAUAUCGACUUGGUGCACUCGGAUUCCUUACGCUUGACACGGAGGAAAUACCGGGAAAUGCAGGAAUGGCCGAUCAAGUUGAGGCUUUGCGUUGGAUUCAAAAAUUUAUUAAAUACUUCGGCGGUGACAAAGACUGUGUAACCAUUGUUGGUGAAAGCGCCGGGGCAGCAAGUGUAGGAUUUCUUCUCCUAUGUCCUCAAGCCCGAGAAGAACGACUUUUCCACAACGCCAUUGCUGAAUCAGGCUCUAUGUUGACGGAAUGGGCCCUUGAUCGUAAUACGACUAAGCAUGGAUAUCGAAUUGCAGAGCUGGCUGGAUGCCCUCUACAACCCUAUGCCGAUUUACUCCACUGCUUGCGAAGCAUAGAUGCCAUAGCCUUGCGAAACGCCCAAAAAGCAUUUUCGAAAGAAGAUCAGAAAAAUGGUAACAUGGGGUUCGGAGGCCAAUCUCCUAUUAUGCAAACUGCGGGAAAAGUCCGCUAUUUGACCGAGGAACCAAAAACGUUGAUUGAACGAGGAGAAUACAUGACGGACGUGAACAUUUUGUUCGGUGCUAAUGAAGGCGAAGGCAUUAUGGCUUUCGAUAUUAUUUACCGUGGCUACAUUAAACCGAAUAAUCUUUUUGACAACGAGACCUUCUGGAAGUACGACAGCGUCAGAGCUAUUCUUGGCGCUUUAGGGAUUCGUGACGACACAAGUGCGUUGUCGGAUGCUCUCAUCACCAAAUACUUAGGUUAUGCCGUUGAUUCUUGUCAGAUGGGUAAUCUGACCGUCAUGCUUCCCGGUUUAAUCGACAUUACUGGCACUUUGUUCUUGAAAGCUGGUGGUUGGCAAACGGUAUUAAAACACACCACAUUCAAUCCUCACGCUUAUUGGUACUCGUUUGAUUUCCUAAGUAAAGUCAGCAUUAUUGGCGCUAGUGAUUUCCUUCCUCGAGGUGUGAUGCACGCGGAUGAAAUUAUGUAUCUAUUCACUAUGCCGAUCCCGCACAACGAAACGGAAAAAGAACUUGGAAAGAAAAUGAUUGAGCUUUGGACGACUUUCGCUACCUACGGGCAAGCAACACCGGACGGAGUGACGAUGAGGGAAGGCAUUCCGAAAUGGCCUCCCUACACCCACGAAAAGAAAGAAUUUAUGGCCAUCAAUAAAUACUGGAGUGUCAAAAACGAUUACACUUUGUACUACACCGUGACUGUGGACAAGGCAGCACCAAGAAUUGUAAGUCAAAGCGCUGCACAGGGAUGCGCUGACGAGUAUUGGGCAUCGAAGAGAGAGCUACAUCAUCGACAUGAUUAAGCUGGAUUAACUGCUAUUUUCUCAACAGAAAAGUAGUUGUGCGAGUUGUCUUGAGCUUUAGCUUAAUGCUGCAAGUCCUGCUAAUACUACGUUGAUUUCAAAUAGCUAAAUAAAGCGUGUU